Molecule: messenger RNA, 246 nt
Organism: Aspergillus wentii DTO 134E9
Lineage: Eukaryota; Fungi; Ascomycota; Eurotiomycetes; Eurotiales; Aspergillaceae
Exons: 2
Coding region: 1-246 (81 amino acids)
Source: RefSeq, a predicted model, not a curated record
AUGGAGUCACCAGGCAGCGGGUUGCUGCUUCGUGAAUUCGACCUCGUCACUGCUUCACCACUCCUACCUUUCCUCCAAGAUCCUAAGCACCCUCCCAAUAGCACCCAGGAGCAGUACCAAAAGAGCACCUCAACACCCCCAUCUGCACCUAACACUCAGUAUCCCGACGCUGAAUCCCCAAACCGAGGUGCAAGAAGCACCAAAAUCACGAGCAACCCGGAAGAUUCGAUCGGCCCUAUCACAUAA